This is a messenger RNA of Rana temporaria (common frog), 2400 nucleotides long. RefSeq names its product gastrula zinc finger protein XlCGF26.1-like. Lineage: Eukaryota; Metazoa; Chordata; Amphibia; Anura; Ranidae. Gene Ontology annotation, biological process: regulation of transcription by RNA polymerase II. The record is from RefSeq and is a predicted model, not a curated record. The coding region runs from base 321 to 2108 and encodes 595 amino acids. The transcript has 8 exons. Gene Ontology annotation, molecular function: RNA polymerase II cis-regulatory region sequence-specific DNA binding; DNA-binding transcription factor activity.
UUUUGUUGUAGACCGAACUCUGAGUGUCUGGUUUUUACGGCAAUACAUAUAAACAUUCGACAAUAUGGACGAAUAUUUUUUUUUCUAUGGCACAUUUCCCAGCUUCUAAGAAGCGAUAAACGUUUGUUUCAUUGUUGUUGAACUUAUUUGAAGAGUAAAAUAAACGAAUCAGGGCGGCCAUUUUGUUGUAGCCCAUAAUUGUGGACAGGAAGUGGGUCCAGCAGUUGUCAGAAUCUUGUUGUGAUUGUGAGGCUGGAAAGUGUGUGCAGAGUGAGCAGCAGGACUUGAUCUUGGUGGACCAAACAUUCGCCAAGGAGAUCAUGAUGGAGAACCAGCUGCCCCUCACACCACUAGAUGGAUCCAGUAACAGAAAUCCCCCAGAGAGAUGUCCCCGUCCUCUGUAUUCCCGGGACUCCACACAGGAACAUCAGGAGAUCCGUCAAGGCCAUGUAGAGAACCAUGUGAUUGCCAUUAAAGAGGAACAUACAGAUGAAGAUGGGAUGUAUGUGAAGGACGAGGAGCACUGUCAAGGGGAUAGAAUUCCUCUGGAGACGAGCACAGAUGGAUCCAGUAACAGAAAUCCCCCAGAGAGAUGCUCCAGUCCUCUUUAUCCUCAGGAUUCCACACAGGAUGAUCAUAACAUGUCAAACAAUGACCUGAAUGAAAACCUGAUUAUUAAAGUCGAGGUGAAGGAAGAAGAUGAUCUAUCUGGCAACGAGUCAAAUAAGGAGGAGGCAAUUCCUAGAGAGAUCAGCACAGAUGGACGAUACAGAACAUUGAAAAUGCGGACACGUCGCCUCACUGCUCCGAAUGGAGAAAAGAGAAAAUCAAGAAUCGGUAAGCCGUUCUCUUGCGGCGACUGCGGAAAGAGGUUUUCACAGAGGUCCCAGUUAAACUAUCACCGGCGGGUACACACAGAGAAGCCCUACUCAUGUCCUGAUUGCAGAAAAUGUUUCAGGCAAAAAAAUCAUCUACUCCGGCAUCAGAUCACCCACAUGGGGGAGAAGCCAUACUCGUGUCCGGAAUGUGGGAAGCUUUUUACCCAGAAGGCCUCUCUUGGCAAACACCAGGCUUUACAUUCGGGGGAGAAGCCCUAUUCAUGCUCAGACUGCGGGAAGUCCUACCGGCAGAAAUCAACGCUGGUCAAACAUCAGCAGGUCUCCAUAAAGAAGAAGCCAUUCUCCUGCGAUGACUGCGGGAAAUGCUUUGAGAAGAAGUCCAUCCUCAUUGGGCAUCAGAGGACCCACACGGGCGAAAAGCCAUUUACCUGCGCUGAGUGCGGAAGGAGCUUCGCUUUGCGCUCGACUCUCCUGGUCCAUCAGUCCAUCCACUCGGGUGACAAGCCGCUCUCAUGUUCCCUCUGUGGAAAGGGCUUUCUCCACAAGUCCCGUCUUAUCCUCCAUCUCAGAGUCCACACGGGGGAGAGGCCCUUCUCCUGCUCGGAAUGCGGGAAGUGUUUUAUGCGCAAAGCCCGGCUGGUUGAACAUCAGAGGCGCCACACGGGAGAGAAGCCAUAUUCAUGCUCUGAAUGUGGCCAGAGAUUCACGGAGAGGCAGUUGCUCAACUUCCAUCAGAAGAAGCAUGCUGAUAAGAGCCAGAACUCAUGCAUGAUCUGCGGCAGAUGCUUCAUACACAAGUCCAGCUUGGUCAAACACUGGAAAAUCCAUACCGGUGAGAAGCCGUUUUCCUGCGGCGAAUGUGGGAAGAGCUUUGCUCAUAAAUCGCACUUGGACCGCCACCAAAACAUCCACACCGGCGAGAGGCCUUUUUCCUGUGAUGAGUGCGGAGAAACCUUUCGGUGGAAGACCUCCUUCGUCGAACACCAAGCCAUGCAUUCGGGCAAGAGGCCGUUCUCCUGUUCGGACUGCAGGAAAUGCUUUGCGCACAAAUCGCAGCUAGAAAGGCACCAGAGGGUUCACACUGGGGAAAAACCCUUUAACUGCGCAGAGUGCGGCAAGUGUUUCCGGUGGAAGGCCGACAUGGUCUGCCACCAGGCCACGCACAGUAGUGAGAAUCCAUAUUCAUGUCCAGAUUGUGGAAGAUCCUUCACCAGGAAGUCUUCCCUCAACAGGCAUCAGAAAAAGCAACUGUGUGCCAAACCAGUUUGAUGUCUAUGCAUAUAUUCCAUACAAGCCUCAAAUUGCAUCGGGCAUGAUAUUUUUUGCAUCUGUAGGCACAAAGGAAAGCCGGAACCGCUCCAAGUCCUGAGCAUAUAUUCCUCUGGCCCCCCUCAACACUGGGUGCUGGCUUCAGACGCUCGUCCUGCUCGGCACAUAAGGCAAAAGCGAAAGACAAUGCUGCACUUCCAUAAAAUCCCACCAUAAAGUUUAACUACUGCCCGACCACUCACUAAAUAUACUGGGGUAGAUUCGGGUACCUUUUGCGCCCUCUUACGGAGGC